AUGCCGUCCAAAAUCUCUUCCGGCUAUCCUUCUGAUACAGAGGCCACGGAGACCGAAUCUGGAUAUGCCAGUGCCAGCGCCAGUGAUGCCAGCCUGCCAGAACUCGUUUUUACCAAACCCCAUUUGAAAUUUCUCAAUAAGCACCUUCAGCUCCUAGAACCCCAGGAUAUCCUCCGCUGGUGCAUCACGACGUUACCAGGCCUCUACCAAACCACAGCAUUCGGCCUAACAGGCCUCGUAACACUCGAUAUGAUCUCCAAACUCAACAUCCACGGCUCACAGAUGGUCGAUCUCAUCUUCCUGGAUACACUGCACCAUUUCAAAGAGACGCUGUCCCUUGUAGACCGCAUCCGCAAACACUAUCCCUUGACAAACAUCCACAUCUACAAGCCAGACAGCGUCUCGACCGCCGAGGAAUUCUCGCGGAAAUACGGCCCCAGGUUCUGGGAAUCCAAUGACCAGCUCUACGACUGGGUAGCCAAGGUCGAGCCGGCUCGACGAGCCUAUCGCGAGCUGCAAGUCAACGCCGUGCUCACGGGCCGCAGACGCAGCCAGGGUGGCAAGCGCGGCGACCUGGACGUCAUCGAGGUCGACGAGGCGGGCCUCAUCAAGAUCAAUCCGCUGGCAAACUGGUCGUUUGCGCAGGUUAAGGAAUACAUCACGGCGAAUAACGUGCCGUAUAAUGAGCUGUUGGAUAAGGGGUAUAAGAGCAUCGGCGACUGGCACUCGACAGCGCCCGUGAAGGAUCAUGAGGAUGAGAGAUCUGGGCGGUGGAAGGGCCAGCAGAAGACCGAGUGUGGGAUCCAUAACCCGCUCUCCAAGUACGCGCAGUUCCUGCGCGAUCAGGAGCUGAAGAGGCAGGGGGAGGCUAUUAGCCAGGCACUAGAGGUGGAGAGUAAUUGA
Messenger RNA from Histoplasma mississippiense, 903 nucleotides. RefSeq lists its product as hypothetical. Gene Ontology annotation, cellular component: cytoplasm. The record is from RefSeq and is a predicted model, not a curated record. Lineage: Eukaryota; Fungi; Ascomycota; Eurotiomycetes; Onygenales; Ajellomycetaceae. Bases 1 to 903 code for a protein of 300 amino acids. The transcript is spliced from 2 exons. Gene Ontology annotation, molecular function: phosphoadenylyl-sulfate reductase (thioredoxin) activity.